Messenger RNA from Jaculus jaculus (lesser Egyptian jerboa), 1416 nucleotides. It is a transcript of the gene Gpr152, whose product is annotated as G protein-coupled receptor 152. The transcript has 3 exons. Lineage: Eukaryota; Metazoa; Chordata; Mammalia; Rodentia; Dipodidae. Gene Ontology annotation, molecular function: G protein-coupled receptor activity. The record is from RefSeq and is a predicted model, not a curated record. Gene Ontology annotation, biological process: G protein-coupled receptor signaling pathway. The coding region runs from base 1 to 1416 and encodes 471 amino acids. Gene Ontology annotation, cellular component: membrane.
AUGGACACUGCCAUGAAAGCCAACCUGGGUACUGCAGGUCAUAGUCCGCGCACAGAGCUGGAUGACGAGGACUACUACCCCCAGAGCAAUUGGGACACAGUCUUCCUGGUGACCCUGAUGCUCCUGGGGCUGCCAGCCAACGGGCUGAUGGCAUGGCUGGCUGGCUCACAGGCCCGGCAUGGGGCCGGCACGAGGCUGGCCCUGCUCCUUCUCAGUUUGGCUCUUUCUGAUUUCUUAUUCCUGGCUGCGGCUGCCUUCCAGAUCCUGGAGAUCCAGCAAGGAGGCCACUGGCCACUGGGCACUGCGGCCUGUCGUUUCUACUACUUCCUGUGGGGCGUGUCCUAUUCCUCUGGUCUCUUCCUGCUGGCGGCCCUCAGCCUGGACCGCUGCCUGCUGGCACUGUGCCCACGCUGGUACCCAGGACGCCGUCCUACUCGCCUGCCCCUCUGGGUUUGUGCCGGGGUCUGGGUGCUGGCCACGCUCUUCAGUGUACCCUGGCUGGUCUUCCCUGAGGCUGCCGCGUGGUGGUACGACCUGGUCAUCUGCCUAGACUUCUGGGACACCGAGGAGCUGCCCCUGAGGAUGCUGGAGAUCCUAGGGGGUUUCCUGCCCUUCCUCCUGCUGCUGGUCUGUCAUGUGCUCACACAAGCUGCUGCCUGCCGGACCUGCCGCAGCCACGAGCCCCAGCCCACUGCCUGCCAUGGCUUUGCCCGUGUGGCCAAGACCAUUCUUUCUGCCUACGUGGUCCUUCGGCUGCCCUACCAGCUGGCACAGCUGCUCUAUCUGGCCUUCCUCUGGGAUAUCUACCCUGGCUACCUGCUCUGGGAGGCCCUGGUUUACUCCGACUACCUGAUCCUGCUCAAUAGCUGCCUGAGUCCCUUCCUCUGCCUGGCAGCCAGUGCUGACCUCCAGGCCCUGAUGCGAACCAUCCUCUCCUCCUUUGCAGCUGCUCUCUGUGAGGAGCGGCCUAGUACCUUCGCACCGGCUGAACCACAGACCCAAGUGGCCUCUGAGGGCUCCACUCUGCCAGGGCCAAUAGCUGAGGCCCAGCCUCAGAUGGAUUCUGUGGCUCAGCCUCAGGUGAACUCCCCAGCCCAGCCACAGAUGGAUUCUGCGGCUCAGCCUCAGGUGAACUCCCCAGCCCAGCCACAGUUGGAUUCUGUGGCUCAGCCUCAGGUGAACUCCCCAGCCCAGCCACAGAUGGAUUCUGUGGCUCAGCCUCAGUCAAGUGACACAACCCAGACUCCUGUCUGUGAGAACAGGUCAGCCCCCAGCCCUGGUGAGGAAGCUUCCUCCGGCCCAUCCUCAGAUUCCAGCCCUGGACUAUCUGAGAACCCAGCCACACCAGCUGCUCCUGAGGGAGAACACCUCAACAGUGUCUUGCCAGAGGAGGCCCCCAGUGCAAGCCCCACGUGA